This is a messenger RNA of Paramisgurnus dabryanus, 6358 nucleotides long. It is a transcript of the gene nlrc5, whose product is annotated as NLR family, CARD domain containing 5. Gene Ontology annotation, biological process: positive regulation of MHC class II biosynthetic process; positive regulation of MHC class I biosynthetic process; positive regulation of transcription by RNA polymerase II. Gene Ontology annotation, molecular function: protein binding. Lineage: Eukaryota; Metazoa; Chordata; Actinopteri; Cypriniformes; Cobitidae. The record is from RefSeq and is a predicted model, not a curated record.
CUUUACUGUCUUGGUUAUCGAGCCAGUGUAGUUCAGAUGGUAUGUUACGAACAUUAUAAAUCUUCAAUAUAUAACGUAAUGUCUAUUAAAUUUUAAAUUGCUAAUGUUUGCUUAAUUUAGAAAAAGCUAUAAAUGCAGUUAAAACAACAAGCAUCGCAGUUUCUUUAAAAACAAUUCAUGACCAGAAAUGAUGCAGUUCACUAUUUUCUUUAUUUACCUAAGUUAACGUUAGCUAUUUAUUUGAAAAUCGAAAAGAGAAGCUGUUUUUGUUUAUAUGUAAGUCGGUUUGUCCGAAAAUCAAUCAAAUAAGGGUAAACUCAUACGCAACAAUAGCGGCACGACGCGUGAGCUCUAAUCGUAAAAGUUAUAUUUUUUUAUAUUAAAGUCAAAUGUUUAAUGUUACCGAAUAAAAAUAUUGGCGGGUUGUUUAAGACGUACCGCGUCAGAGCUGCGCAGUAAUGUUUCUCUAAAUAAUUAAUAUAAGAGAAAUCGAAACCAAAGAGGCAUGGUUAGUUUCAUUUUCUUCAAUGCUGCACCGAUGCGUUAUACCACCCUCGCUAAUGGAUAAGGAUGGAGGAUGGACUGGGUCGGGAGCAUUCUGGCAGUGGUGGCACAGGAGGCUAGUGCUUUAGUGGAGUUACUCCGUGAUCAAAACAGCAAUGUUCUGGAUCGGAUUUUGGCUUUAGUGGAUCUCAGGACACAAGACCAGUUACGCUCACUCGAUACUAGAGAUCGAGUAACAGCAAUUGUAGAUUACUUCAAAACUUCAGAUUCUUCUGUAUGUAGAUGUUUUCUUCAGAUUGUAUUGGACUACUGUGUAAACAUUCCAUUUUAUCUUGAAACCACACUAGUGUCUGUGGCAGAAAAUGCAUCUGGACCAAACUUCAAUACAAGUGACACUGAUAAAUCUUCACCAUCACAUAAUGUGAAACGUCAACGGCUAGAUCAUUUAGAGAGUUACACAGAGGCCCUGAAAUCCAUGCUGCUGCAGAAACAUGAGACUGUGACGCAAACUGUGGUAAAGGACAUCCGUCUGGACGACACAUGGGUCUAUUUAAGGCACAGAAACCCUCUACGGACAAAAGACAGGACCACUCAAGACCACCAGGAUGGAGAUGAGGCUUUAUCGGAAAAUAAAGUGUCGGUUGAGUCGCUCUUACAAACCUAUGGCAGAGUUGUUGUGCUGUUGGGCCAGGCUGGAUCCGGUAAGACCUUGUUGGUUCAUUGCCUCGGUCAAAGCUGGGCCAACGGCUUCUUCCCGUCCAUUCAUUUACUCUUCCUGCUGGAAUUCCGUCAGCUUAACCUCAUGUCACGGGAUUUGUCCCUGAAAGAACUGCUGUUUCUUUUCUACCCUCCACGUAAUGAGGAGCAGGGUGAAGCUGUGUUUGCAUUUAUCUUCUCCAAUCCUGAAAAAGUCUGCUUCAUAUUUGACGGUUAUGAUGAGUUUCGUGCCAAGUUUACUAAUCCAGAAAAGCUUCAUAGUCCUAUUGAUUCAAACAACCCCUUGCCAAUGCCAGAUCUCCUCUCUGGAUUGUGCAAUCGUAAAAUCCUUACAAAUUGUACCGUGUUGGUCACCUGUAGGCCACGGGAUGUGACGGACAUGUUCGGGAGUCCUGGUUUUACAACAUGCGAGCUGUUGGGGUUUGACCGGUUGGGUGUGAAAGAGUACGCUGAGCAGUACUUCCACAAAAAGGGAGAUGAACUUAAACAGAAGGCUGUAAACCUGUUAAUGGACAAUCGUCAUCUUCUUUCAAUGUCUUAUGUUCCUGGACUCUGUCAUAUCUGCUGUGUAUGUAUGGAUUAUCUGUUCUCAAACAAUGGAGCUCAUGGUAAUCUACAGCUACCUGUGUCCUUAACCCAAAUUUACAUUCAGAUCUUGUCUGCCUUCCUUAGUCGCAUCAGUAAGGGGGAGAUGUCUGGCACACCUUUGCUCCAGAGGUACAAAACUAAAAUUAUUGAGAUGAGCCAGCUCGCUCUUAACGGACUGGAGAAAAGCAGCAUAGUUUUCAUGGCAACAGAAGUGUCUUCUGACCUCCAGGAGUUUGGUGUCAGAACUGGGAUUUUGUCCCGUGUGAAGCUUACAUGUGAAGAUGGAUCCUCAGGUUAUGGUUUUACGUUCAUGCACCUCACUAUGCAGGAGUUUCUUGCCGCCCUUCAUCUCAUGACCAGUCAAAGCAUCACAGAUGGUCAACUUAAAAAGAAACUUAACUUGAAAACACGCUGGACCACCAAGACUGAUCCAAAAUCAGUCUUCACCGAUUCUCUUCAUCUUUACGUGUGCGGUCUUGCAGCUGAGGCCUGUACCGCCAGUCUGGUCCAGCUGAAAGGGACGGAAGGUGCCAAGGCUUGGGUAACAAAGCGCCAAGGUGUUGUACGAGGCAUUUUACGGACUUUAGCCGGAAGCGCAAGUCAAACGGGUCCCAAAAUUGUUGAGCUCUGUCGAUGUGCUCACGAGACACAAGAUGUUGCAUUGGCGAGAGCUGUCGGGUCAAGACCCCAGUUCGAACUGCGAAAUAUCAGACUCAACGCUGUUGACAUGGAGGCCCUGGCAUUUGUGACUGCUGCUGCAGAUCAUACUGUUUGUUUGGAUUUUGGUGGCUGUUCUAUUGACCUUGAUUGUUUGGAAAUCCUUCCCAGUUUUGAAAAUGUGGAUCACCUCAUUUUCCGGAGUCGGAAAUAUGAUGACAAGUUUGCGGAGGCUUUGUGUGGUAUCCUGUCAAAACUCCAUUCCUUGAGGCGAUUAGAUUUUAUCAGUGGAGGCCUCACUGACACUGGAGCCACUAAACUUGCCAGGACUUUGCAGGACUGUCCACAUAUCACACAUUUAAAUGUCAGUGAUAAUUCCUUGAGAGAUGAUGGUAUAAGAGAGAUCGCAGAAACACUAUCCGUACUACCCAACAUCUCUUCUAUUGUAAUGGGGAAAAACAGCAUCUCUACAAAAGGAGUUCUCAUGCUUACUGAAAAGAUGUCCGCCUGUCCCUCUGUACAGGAACUCCAUGUUGAAGGAAAUAAGGAGAUCAACAUUUUCUUCUCACAAAAUCGUAACACAAUUUGUGAACGUGUGGACCUGAGUCAAACGAAAAAGAGCAUAACAUUGAAACAGUGUAACAUCACCUGUGCUCAUGUGGCCAGCCUGUGUACAAAACUCAAAGGCUUCUUAACCAUUUUAGAUUUGUCCAAUAACUCUCUGGGUAACAAGGGUUUAAAGAAACUUCUAGACCUUCUGCCUAAACUUGGACUGAUUCAGGAGAUCAAUGUCAGCAAAAAUGGGGUAGAUAUGGACGGGCUGGUGUCACUUGUUUCUGCUCUCUGUACGCAGAAGAGCCUGAGAAAAGUGGAUGCAAGUGAAAAUGCAAAGGAAAAAUUGGUUCUUUGGUUUGACACCAGUCGAAGACAUGCUUCAAAACAACUGGCCCUAAAUGAUCCUGGGCCACAUCUGCAUAAAACAUUCAGUUUAACCCAUAGUGACAUCCAACCUACCUACAUGACCAGACUGUGUAAGCAACUGGUUAAGUGUAAAGACUUGUUGGAUAUCGAGUUCUCCCAUCUAAAAUUGUCAAAUGAAUCUGUUGAGAAGUUGCUGUCGAUCCUUCCCGAAAUGUCUUCUCUUCAACUACUGAACUUAAAUCAUGUUGACAUGUCUACGAAUGGGGCUUUGUCAUUGGUCAGAUCUCUUGUUAACUGUCAGCGUGUCACAGCUGUUGAACUCAGGCAUCAGGCAGAAGCAUUCAUCAAGUUCGUUCCUGUCAAGGCAGAGGCAGCAGUUUGCAAGCUUGUGGAGUAUGAGCUAAACAAAACCAAUGUUGAAAAGCUCUCAAGGAUACUGGAGGACUGUCCUCACCUAGCAGAACUUGAUUUGUCCAACAACUUUCUUCGGGACGAGGGGGUGAAGUGUUUUGUGGAUUGUUUGCCAAAACUAAAGAUCUCCAGCUCAGUGAGCCUCAAUGGCAACAGAAUGACGCAGGUGGGGGCACUGCAUCUGGUCAACUCAAUGAACACCUGUGAAAAAGUGGUUGCUGUUGAAGUCAGUCUCGGAGUUGAAGAUCAGUCUCUCAUUCAGUUUAUGCAAGAACAUGUCAACGGCAAGACUCUCAGACUAAGGGAAUGCAGUUUUGAGGUCAACCACUUAAAGACGCUUGUGGAAAUACUGAAGAGAUGCCCAAGACUGCUUACCUUAGAAUUGUCAUCCAAUUCACUUAACAAUCAAGGCCUGUUUUCUUUAAUGGACUGUCUGGCCAAGCUAUCCACAAUCCAAACUAUCAAGUUAAGAAAUAACGGUCUGAGUUUCGAGCAGACUGAGUAUUUCGUGAAGCAGCUCAGCUGUCAUCGCCAACACAAAGACAUCAGGAUUGAAGAGCCGUGGAUGACGGGAAGUGCUGUUGUCAGUCUAGUUGGUAACUGCUUGAAUCUGGAAUCAUACAUCGGAGAGAUCAGGGUCAAGCGUGCAUCCAUUAAUCUUAUUAUAGAGGCCGAUUCCAGUCUUCAUUCUGCUUCUGUAAAUGAAAACAAAGAUUUUGCACUACGUACUCUGAGAUCCAUCAGCUUUGAUGACUGUGACACAGAAGGUCACCAUCUCAGUCCGUUAAUACUUCCAAUGCAGAAAUGUCAUGGCUUGCAGAAUUUAAAAUUUUCUCUGCUGAAAAUGGACAGAAAAGGUGCUGAGUUUUUUUCUGUAGUCAUUCCGUCUUUAGUGAGUCUCAGGAACCUCAUUGUUGAUUUGAAAGGAGCAGCUGAAGAUGAGGUGGCAAUACUUGUGGAAGCAUUACCAAAAGCACAAACAUUUGAGAGUCUGAGUUUGUCUCAGCUUGUUGUGGAUGACAAUGGGGCUACAGUAUUCGGCAGGGCUCUUCAAAAUCUGCCACAUCUCAAGUCCCUCAAUCUCUCUCAGGUCUCCUGUUGGACAGCAGCUCGAGGAUGUGACUUGGUCAGAGGUCUGGUGCAAUGUGUUUCUCUGUCAGAAAUCAGGCUGGACUCAUUGGUACUGAAUGAAGAGGGCAUUAAGAUUUUGGCAGGAGGCUUCUACAGUAUGUCCUCACUUAGGAAGCUCAGCUUAAACAACAUAAGUGUGGAAACAUCUGAGACAUUCGUAAAUGGCACUGGUAUACUCUGUCUCCUGGCUUCCUUUCAGGGAUUUAAACAGAUGGAAGAGAUUGAGUUGGAGAGCUGGCGAAUGGGAGAUAGUGGAGCUCACGAGCUUGUGAAGCAUAUUUCUUCGUGGACCGAACUGAGGAUAUUAAAUCUGUCAAACAAUAGUGUGAGCGACCAGGCUGGAGAAAGACUGAUAGAGGCUUUAUCACAUUGCAGAGCUCUUCAGAAACUACAGCUCUCCAAAAACCAACUGGGUCAAGCCUGCGCUGCUAAACUAGCACAAGUCCUUCCAUUACUGUCUCAGAUCUCAGACCUGAAUUUGUCAGAGAAUCAGUUUGGUCCUAAAGUAUCCUUGGCACUUUGUGAGGGUCUGGUCAGCAUGAAGGCACUGAAAAGACUACACUUGACCUCAAUUGGCUGUUCAGAUUUGGUUGGUGUGGCAUUGUCCCUCAAACAUUGUCCAUCCAUAGAGGAUGUCAGCUUGUCAUGGAACGAAUGUGGUGAUAUGCUGGCACAAAAACUGGCUGAGAUUUUGCCUCUGUGUACAAUGUUGAAGAGACUUGACCUGGAGGCCAAUAAAAUAACCAAAACAGGAGCCACAGAGAUUGCCAAAUGCCUCCCGUCAUGUCCUUCCAUUGAAGUAAUAAGGCUCUGGAGGAACCCAAUUGCCAAAGAUGAUGAGAAUCUCAGAGAUCUCAGGCUGAACUUCGCAUCUGUUUAGUCAUAUUUUAUGAUGUUCUUUCGUGUAGAAAAAAAAUCAUAUUUAUUAUUUUGGAUUUAAUAGGAGAACACAUUACCUCAUUAGAGCAACUCAUAACCCAAAAAAACACAGUUUACAAAUUGUUAGUAGACAAUUGUUCAGGGAAUGUUUUGGAUAUGCCCAUCUAAUGGAAGAUAUUUUGCUUAGAAUCUCAUUUAAGUGUAACUUGUCAUUUCAAGUGUAAGAUCAAGAAACAGCUUACUUGCCUGAAUAAUGUUUUUCUGCAAAAUAAUUUUAAAUAGGCUUUAUUUGGUUGUAUUUGGCAUAGUGAAGCAGGCUGCCCUAUUUUAAAAUUGAUCAAAUAUAUGCUUUGUUGAUAUUGAAGUGAGAUUAUUUAGUGCUCCAUUAUAGGCAUUCCUUCAUUGAACUACCUGGACAUCAACACGUUGUGUUCUCCUUUAAAGCACGUAUUUAUUUAUGUGUGAUCACUGUAAGGUUUUUAUUGCUCGAUAGUUGCACUGAUGAAUUGUCAAACUUUUGAAUAAAUACAAACUAUUUUAUCAUUUUAAA